Cydia fagiglandana is the source of this 659-nucleotide messenger RNA. RefSeq lists its product as uncharacterized. The coding region runs from base 298 to 651 and encodes 117 amino acids. The transcript is spliced from 4 exons. The record is from RefSeq and is a predicted model, not a curated record. Lineage: Eukaryota; Metazoa; Arthropoda; Insecta; Lepidoptera; Tortricidae.
GAGCGGACAUUUACAUUAGCGAUUGCGAGAACUCCAUCGCAUUCCCUCUUUAUCACACCAAUACAGAAUCAUAUCAGUGCGAGCGAGAAGGACCGCGAUCAAGUUUACGCAGUCGCUUACGUAAACGUCAAGUAUCAACUCGUGGUACGACUACAGACCUUAACCCUAUAUAACAACUAUCUAUGUAAUAACGAAUAAAUACAUUUAGAUUAAAAAACAUGCUGGUAGCAUUUUGUGAACAAAACCUAAAGCUAUUAUCUUGCCCCUAGUUGUGAACGGCGGAGCGUCGAAUCAGAAAUGCUCAGCAUCAUAUUCCUCAUUGUUACCAUCGGGAUAGUUUUAGAUAGUGCAGAUGGUGCCAAUCCUAGUACGAAAGGGUCUAUCAUGAACGACUACUGGUGCUACCGAGCGAAGUAUUGCCGCGCCACGCACACCACCGUGUGCGCGCGAGAACCGCGCCUGAAGCUCGCCACCUGGUUCACCGACGAGUGCACAGUCUUCAAUUAUAACUGCAAAUCAAAAACUGAUUACACAGUAACUAGCGAAAAGCAGUGUACUACGCCCACGACAACAAUGUCCACCACCACAUCAACAACACGCGGAACGACACGCACAAGAAAAAUAAUAAAACUUCCAACCUUCAGGUUUUAACAAGAACA